Molecule: messenger RNA, 459 nt
Organism: Acanthoscelides obtectus
Lineage: Eukaryota; Metazoa; Arthropoda; Insecta; Coleoptera; Chrysomelidae
Source: the annotation of a GenBank genome assembly
AUGCAGGUAACAAAGAUACCUUAUCCAAGAUCUAGACAGCUUCUUACACCUACAGCUUCGACAUCUAUAAAAAAUGAUCCUCCCCAAGAAGAUCCAGACACCCCCAGAAAGAAGCAUCUUAGAAGACAACUUUUUGCAGAAAGGGUAAAGAGCCAAGAGAAAUCCAGAGAAAUAAAAGUUUUGAAUCAGCGGGUGAGAAGACUGAAAAGACAUAUUGUUUCUCUCAAUCAAAUAGUGAAAGACUUAAAACAAAAUAAUUUGGUAUCUUCUGAAAGCUCAGUUCUGCUUGAAAACAUGCCAGAAAUUACGAAGCAAUUACAAAAGCGUAAGUUGGGAAAAAGCUUCAGUAUUCUCCAGAACUGUGAAAGUUUGCAAUUACUUUAUGUUUUUUCUCCCCAAGAGGAUAUGGUUAUGUACAAAAUGCUUUUGAAACCUGUUUACCCCAUAGAAGCACUAUAG